AUGCACAUACCAAGCCCUAAGUUGUGGACCAGCUAUGUCUUCCGUAGCAGAAAUGAUCAGAAUAGCUCUAGACCCGUCGAACAGACCAACGGCGACCGGGGACAAGGAAGAACCCCUGCACGUAAUAACGAAGGACCCCCAUCAGGAGGAUCCACCUCAUCUGGUAACGAUAAUGACCUGGAUCGAAGGGGUAACCCUCCUCAGAGCAACCCCCCUCCCAGUAAUUGGUAUGUUCCUCCUCGAGGCAACGAAGGAGGAGGAGGAGGCGAACCUGGGGGCGGCGGAGGUGGCGGCGGAGGUGGGAACGGUAACCAUAAUAAUCCCGAUCCUCAAGAUCCCAACUAUCCUCCAUGGUGGCGAACUCCCGAAGAAUGGCAAAUCAAUCGCAAACUGAAUGCCAACGUCCUGCCUGAGUGGGAUGGUGCCGGGGAGACUGCCAUAGAUUAUUUGAGCAGAAUGGGUUUCUUAGCUGCUCUGAGUUCUAAAAUGAAGGAAGGCAUAGCCCAACUAGCCCCUUUCAAGUGGACCUCCUACGCCUUAAGUUGGUGGGAGACUCUACCAACCCCCGACAGGACCUAUUUCCAGUACUUUACCCUCCCCCAUGAGUUCCGGCGGACUCCAGUGGACUCCCAUAGAAUGUCGGAAUUCCAUCCGGAGUCCACCGGAAUGGUAGGAAUCUCAAAUUCCAGUGGAUUCUGCCGGAUUCUGAAUGGAAUUCCAAUGGAUUCCAUUGGAUUCUGA
Molecule: messenger RNA, 741 nt
Organism: Laccaria bicolor S238N-H82
Lineage: Eukaryota; Fungi; Basidiomycota; Agaricomycetes; Agaricales; Hydnangiaceae
Exons: 1
Coding region: 1-741 (246 amino acids)
Source: RefSeq, a predicted model, not a curated record